Messenger RNA from Xyrauchen texanus (razorback sucker), 3522 nucleotides. Its product is annotated as G1/S-specific cyclin-D2-like. The record is from RefSeq and is a predicted model, not a curated record. The coding region runs from base 307 to 1188 and encodes 293 amino acids. Gene Ontology annotation, molecular function: cyclin-dependent protein serine/threonine kinase regulator activity. Gene Ontology annotation, cellular component: cyclin-dependent protein kinase holoenzyme complex; cytoplasm; nucleus. Gene Ontology annotation, biological process: positive regulation of G1/S transition of mitotic cell cycle; mitotic cell cycle phase transition; regulation of cyclin-dependent protein serine/threonine kinase activity. NCBI's taxonomy places the organism in Eukaryota, Metazoa, Chordata, Actinopteri, Cypriniformes, Catostomidae. The transcript is spliced from 5 exons.
UAGGAGGGACUGGCGUUUGGGUGGUCAUGCAGUCAGAGAGUGAAUAAUGCAGUAAAUGCACUCUGAUCAACUUCAUCUGUAGCCUAUGUGUGAGUCUAGAACGAAAGACUUAUGACGGUCAUUACAGUCUCCGUGAUCUAAAAGUGAAAGGUUUAUCAUUGCAAGUCAAUUUAAAGCUGAUGAUUUAGCUAUAUUGAUGCCAAAGGCAAGACAAUAUCACCACCUUCCUCUUUGCAGAGUCUCAACUUCAUGCAUCCGUCACUUUGUAGAGGUAAUAUUAGUAGAUAAGGACGGGAAAAUCCCAACAUGGAACUUUUUUGCUUGGAAAAGGACUCAAACGUGAGAGCUCAGAGGGAUCCCAACAUAUACUGCGAUGAAAGAGUCUUGCAAAGACUUUUAACAGUGGAGGACAGAUAUGUUCCGCAGAGACCCUAUUUUGAUUGCGUCCAGAAGGAUAUUCAGCCUUUUAUGAGGCGGAUGGUCGCAACAUGGAUGUUAGAGGUUUGUGAAGAGGAGAAAUGUGAAGAGGAUGUUUUCCCCUUGGCUAUGAACUACCUAGACAGAUUUUUAGCUGUGGUUCCCACGCAAAAAAGUUAUUUGCAGCUCCUUGGGGCUGUGUGUCUCUUCCUGGCCUCAAAAUUAAAAGCAUGCCAGCCGCUGUCAGCCAGAAAGCUCUGCAUGUACACCGACAACUCCUUUACAUCUCAGCAACUGCUGGAGUGGGAGUUGGUGGUGCUAAGUAAAUUGAAAUGGAACAUGGUUGCCAUCACCCCUCUUGACUUUAUCGAACACAUCCUGCACAAACUGCCCUUACCCAAAGACAGACUCGCGCUGAUCCGCAAACAUGCACAAACCUUCAUCGCCCUCUGUGCAACAGAUCAGAGCUUCACCAUGUUACCUCCUUCCAUGAUUGCCACAGGAAGUGUGGGUGCUGCAGUAUCUGGCCUUCUGCCUGAACAGAGAGAACAAAGUCUGUGGAGGGACAAUCUGAUGGAGCUACUGGCAAAAAUCACCAACACUGAGGUGGACUGUCUGAAGUCAUGUCAGGAGCAGAUUGAGCAGUUGCUGGCCAAUAGCCUCAAAGAGAGUCAACAUCAACAAGCACAGGACGGCGACGCCACCAAAAACGGGACACAGUCUCAGAACCUGUCCUGCACCCCUACAGAUGUCCGUGAUGUCAACCUAUGAUGUCACUUCCUGUUCAUAUCACCACACUGCCUUAACAUACAAAUGAGAUAUGAUUAUUAUUUUGUUAUUGUAUUUAAGAUUUAUUUCAAAGCCACAUUAGAUGACUGAGACAUGUCAUGUUAUUGGUGCUGCUGCUGCUGCCUCAAAUCUGCUGGCAGUGGCAUUUUACAUACUUGAAUUUAAAUUGAAUCGGCCACAAAUCAUAAUUAAAUAAUGCAGUUUAUUGGACAUUAUAAAUUGUACUCAACAAAGAGCAUACAUUGUAUUGGCUAUAUAGCAUACAUCUGUAUUGUUUAUUAUAAGGAUUAUAUAAAAAUUAUAAUUAUUAUUACUGUAAUGCUUUUUUUUUUUUCUCCAGUAGCCGUUUUUUUAAACUUGGUAAAAUGGGGUCCGAGUGUAUUCCCAGUACAGGAUAUUUUAGAGGAAAGAAACUAGCAGAUUUUAUAUAUAUCAUAGGAUUUAUUUACCAAUGAAUCUCACUGCAUGCAAUAAGCAUAAAUAAUAAUUUAGUAUGCAUGUUUCAUUCCAUGCAAACUGACUAUAAUAAUCUCAGAAGCACACGGGUAUUUCGGUUGGACACUAAGUAUGUAGUGAAGGUUGAGUAAAGGUGUCGUAGGCAAGGAAGAAAAGAGGUGGAUUUUAGGAUUUAAGAUGGAACUGGAAAGUUCACACACGUGAUUGUAAGAGUGACUGAUGCCGAGGACAGAUUGACUGAUGAACAUGGUUCUGUAUCAUUAAGAUCUGUAAUCAUUUAUAGUUUAUUUAGACUAUGCUUUGCUUAGUCUUGGUUGUUGUUUGCUCAUAUUUAGCUGGUUUUAUGUUUUAACAGCAACAUGUGGGAUGGAAACAACGCUGAAGGGAUUUAAUGUUGUUUAAUAUUAUGAACGUUUUGAAAUCCUUAGCAAAAACACAAUACAAAUGCACUUUCAGUGCUCACCUCCCACUGGCUAUCCGUGGCAUACAAGAGGAGGGCAAAUGAUUUCUAAGGGCUUUUAAUUUGUUGGAUUGCUUUUCUUUUAAGUUAUUUUAGUUUUGGGGCUGGUUUCCCAUAUUAGGUGUGAUUGCGGGUUUUAGUUUUAAAUUUAGACCAAAAACUGAUCAAACAGUCAGCUGCCAUAGACAUGGUGAAGUUUUAAAUUAUAAGAUUAGUUUUUUGUUUUUGUUUUUUUUAGUUGUGUUGAAUUCAUGUCAGCAUAGAUAGGACAUCAUCAAAUUUAUUUCACUCUAUUUUUUAUAUAGACUAUAUUCUUUUGUCAAAAUAUCAGUCCUCUACUUGAACUGUUCUCAUAGACUAUGCCAAUAAUCUUUCUCUGCCUUCAUUAGUUCAUUCUUGCACUUUCUUAGGAAAUUGAUUUCAUAAGUCAGUUUGAAUUUUAAUAGUGGACCUAAAAGUUACUAUGAGGUGUUUGAGAAUGUUUACUUAAAGUAUAAAAUGUGUUGUGACAUAAGACCAAUGUGCCAUUCAAACACAACCAUACAAAUGAACAUGUUUGGGCUCCAAGUUUGAAUGAGAGUGUUUUGUUCAUUUUCGGCUGAAAUGUUUUUCACACGUUUGGCUUUCCAAUCAGUUUGUGUUUGUGUGCUAUCAUACCAAUUUUUAGGUUCUUUUAUUUCUAUGUAAACUUGGUUUGAACUUGUGUUCGAGUGCUGCUAAAAGAAAAAAAAAAAGAAAGAAAAAGAGCUAUCGCAUACCUUCAUUUGCUUUUCUGUGUUGCUGCUGUAUCAUAUACUUUGUGUUUUUGUUUCUGCUGGAGAUGGUGGUUGCAUGUCUGUUUUCUGUUUGCAUUCACACUGUCAUUUAUCUUUCAAAAUGUCUUCAUUGACAUUUCAUUUCAGACAAUGCACCUGUCCACUGCCAUAAUACCUCACAGUACUUUAGUCGGGAAGUACAUGGCAGAGAAGAAGGAUUUAAAAAAGGGGGGCUGGGGGGAACACUCUUUAACUAGUCUUCUUUUCUUUUUUUUUUCUUUUUUUUCUCUACAUGUUUUGCCUCCAUGUUAAUUAUUUCAUUGGCUUGUCAGAUUCACAAACCAAAAAGCUGUAAAUGUACUCCUUACUCCAGUCUGUUAUCAGAUGUUGGGUAGACUGGGGAAACACAUCAUUUCAAUACAAAAUAUGUCUUUAUUGUUUGUGUAUAAUGUUAAGGCAGCCACAUGUUCAUAGUGCCUUAAGAGGUCCAUCUCCAGACCCCAAUAUAGCCUAUCUAAAAUGUUCAGAGGCUUUUGAGCAAAGAGGCUUUUUUUUUUUUUUUUAACUAUACGUUUGAAAAAUUACCUCAUUUUGGCCUAUUACAAAUUCAGUUCAAUAAAUCCCAAUUCAAAUAAAUUAAUGUGU